Molecule: messenger RNA, 622 nt
Organism: Schistosoma bovis
Lineage: Eukaryota; Metazoa; Platyhelminthes; Trematoda; Strigeidida; Schistosomatidae
Source: the annotation of a GenBank genome assembly
AAUCAUUUGAACAAAGGCACUCAAGGUCGUGGGGGUGGGUUCGAUUCCGUCUGGAUUUUAUUGUCAACGAUGGGUCACGUUCUGGCAACGUAUAAGGACCCAAAAUCUAUGCCGGAUAUUUUCAAAGGCCCUGUCUUUGAUCCGGUUGACGGUUUUCCUGAGGGCCGCAAGCGUCGAGAGUUCAUAUUGACUAACGAAGAAAUGAUAGCUGCAAGACUAAAACCUUACGAACGAGAUUACUGCGCUCACCUUUUGCUAGCUUUCAGGAAAUGCUUAGAUGAACAUGCGAUACCAGCUUUUUUCUGUUCCGAUCAGAAACAUAAAUAUCUUCAUUGUAAAGAAAAUGACCAGUUGUAUAGAAUGAAGGAAUACGAACGCGAACGCCGUCUUUUACACAAGCGUACAUCGAUUUCAGAAUGAUGCAUAAUAACCAGGAUAUCGUAUUGUAAAAUAAUCUCGAACAAAACGAACGAAUACAGACAAUUAUGCCUAAAAGUUUGUUUCAUCUUGCUAAUAGCUGCAUAAUAAACAUUUAGAAAGAAGAUGUUCUUCAAAUUAUUUGUAGUUUAUACUCUAUGGCGUUUACUUUUUUGGUUUGCAAAUAUAUACUUCUCAACUAGCU